Messenger RNA from Caenorhabditis elegans, 1265 nucleotides. RefSeq names its product CUB domain-containing protein (gene neto-1). Bases 81 to 1187 code for a protein of 368 amino acids. The record is from RefSeq and is marked reviewed. The transcript has 10 exons. NCBI's taxonomy places the organism in Eukaryota, Metazoa, Nematoda, Chromadorea, Rhabditida, Rhabditidae.
AGACACUACUCCCCACAAUUCAAAUAGUGUUUGUCAUUGUCGAGUUGCAAAAACAACGCAUUCGCGCAUGUUAUCACUUCAUGCAAUUCAUUUUGCCGAUUUUGGCUUUAUUAACCCACUCAACAACCGGCAGCCCACCUCCACAGUUCGAUCAGUGUCUGUCGAUCAAAGGAAUCGGAUUACAAAACUUUAAUAUAUUCACUUCGCCCAAUUUUCCUGAUAGGUACCCUCCGAAUAUUGACUGUGUCCGAGUGAUACAUUCUCGUCCGCAACACGAUGUUGUCGUCAAAUUCCAUCACGUUUUUCAUAUUGAAUCAACAUACGACAAAAUAGACGCUGGCGAGGAGUGCCCGAAUGAUUUUAUUGAAUUUCGUGAUGGCCGAUACGGGUUCUCUCCGCUCAUCGCUCGUUUCUGUGGCGACCGAAUGCCGAAACGAGAAAUUCGAGCAGUUUCGGGUUUCUUAUGGAUCCGUUUUCGGUCAGACUCUAUGCUAGAAUAUCAAGGUUUUUCUGCAGAAUAUGCGAUUGUUCCAAGUAAAACUGGACGAUUUAAUAAUCAUGAAUGUCUUCUAGAAUAUUUAAAUGGAUUGGAUGGAUUUAUCCGAACAAAAGAUCUAAUUUCAAACCUUCCAAGAAAUGCAUCGGGAACCUUGGACUGUGUAUGGCGGUUGGCGGUUCCGAAUAACUUUCGAAUUGCAUUUUACGUAAAGGAAUUCGCGUUGACUGCUCCGAAUCAAUGUGCUCAUAAUUUUGUAGAAGUUUACUCGGGAGACACUUCAAAUAAACCAUUGAGACGAUUCUGUGGUCUUACGGCGAAUGACGUGUUCUCCCCGUCGAAUGAAAUGUUCGUUCGGUUCUAUUUAUCGGAUGUUCGAAGUCUCAACACAACUUCCAUAUCAGCUUUAUUUUCUUCUUAUACGAGAUUGAAAAAUUGCACCCAAGAAGGUCUUUUCGCGUGUGGAGACGAGAAUUGUGUCCCAAAAUCGUUGGCGUGUAACGGGCGGCCCAAUUGCCCGUACGGACGUGACGAACGUGUCUGCUCCGUCGGUCAGGACACGAUUUUCAGCUUUUUGGCAAGCGGAUUUGCUCCGCUUGUUUCGAUUAUUCUUAUUGUGCUCAUUGUGGUCUCACUCAUUUGUUUCUACACUAUACGCAAAAAUAAUUGUGCUCUUCCUCCGAUCCUCUGAUGUCACUGAAAGCUGGUCCAAAAUGAAUAAAUCAUUCAAUCAUUUAUUUUACACGAUAAUAAUAAAACUUAGUUGACU